UUCUUUCCAUCUUUAGCUAUCGGUGGUGGCGAGACUGUCCUUCGCAGCGGAGCGCAUGAAUACCCAUUCAGAACCCGGUUGCCAGAAGGAAAUUUCCCGUCAUCAUUUCAAGGGGUUCAUGGCAGAGUUUUCUAUGCUUUGGUAGUUCAGAUACACAGACCGUGGCAUUUGGCCAAGGAGUUCCGGUCGGAAUUGAAUUUUGUUAGCCACAUAGACGCCAACCAUCCACAACUGCUGGCGCCACUGUCAGCUUCCAAUGACAAGGAGCUGUGUUGCCUCUGCUGCACCUCAGGGCCCAUCUCCAUGAAUUGUCGUCUGGACAGGAAGGGUUACGUCCAAGGAGAAAUGAUUCAGAUCAUCGCGGAGUUCGAGAAUGCCUCUUCCCGUACGCUUGUUCCCAAGGCAACGCUCGUACAGACGCAGACCUUCUACACGUACUCCAGGUCAUCAAAGAGAUGUGUUCCUAAAAACCUUGUCAAAGUCGAGGGAACACCUGUCAUGCCCCAUCGUUCAGGAGUGUGGGGCAACCAAAUGCUGCAGAUACCUGCCAAUAUCCCCCUCACCAUCUCAAACUGCCAGAUUCUGGAGGUGGACUACUUUUUGAUGGUUAGUCUGUGUAUUCCAAAUGGAACCGACCUCAGUGUCAUUUUCCCUCUGAUAAUGUGCUCUAUUCCUGUGUGUCGUCCUCCUGCUUAGACACAGUCUGCUACAGUCUCCUUAAAACUUCACAAAUUGCCAUGGAAAUGAGACUGCUGCCAUCCUCAAGCCCUGAAUGGGUGUGUGCCUUUUUUUUGUGUCAUUUUUGAGGUUGUGGGGGUUAUGGGAUAUCACCACUUUACAUUUAUGUCAGGUGUUUACAGACUCUUUACAAUUUCAGGAUUACAUUUCUGUCUGAGGUAUUUUUAUUUCUGGCAUUUUUGUAUUUUGUACCGUCGGGUGCCUGGUUUAAUACUCAGAACAACUGACCUGCAUAAAUCAGGUAUUACAGUUUUUAUUUACUUUUAAGCUGUUCGAAGCGCUUCCGUCUCCUAUCACUGUGCCUUAUCUGAGCUGAGGUCAGAGUAGCACUACAGAAGCACCUUUCUGUAACGAAAGGUCUUAUAUUUGAUUUUUAAAUAUUAACUGCCAAUAUUUUAUUCUUUUGAGUGUUGUUAAAUUUAUCUUUAAAAUUUUUUUUUAUUUCACAUAUACAGUAAGAAAUACCUGUACUUUUCUACAUUAUAUUAUGAAAGUUAUUUGUUCUAUAAAGGUAUAAAACAAGGAUAUUAUUUCACAAUAAUAGCUCAAAUGUUUUCUAUUGAGAGCAUCUGCUAUAUGUUUAUAUGUCUGCUAUAUGUUUGCUAUAUGUUUAUGUUGCCUCUUAUUGGAUGUAACAAACUGCCUUGACUUGGGUUUGGGUAGGACGAUUGACAUUUGCAGUAUUUUAGCAUGUAGGGGACACCCUUCACUGUCUCUAAUGUUGGCCUUGUUCUAACCUCAUUCUUAACUGCCAUGAACAUCUUUUUUUAACCCUGUUGUGAUCCUAACACGGACAGUCCUCUGUGUGAGAUUACUCUUUGCCUAGUAAGACUAAGCUUUAACACAAUUGUAAUAGUUUACACAGUGUUUUGUUUAUACUGUAAGUGAUGAUUUUCAGUCUGCCAUGUUUUUAUCCGGUUCAACGUGUGGAUGAAAUGCAGAUACAUAUUGGAUACAAUUUUUUUGCACAGAUUCUGAUCCAAAAUGUGUGACUGUUCGGUGUAGAAGUAUUUGAUAUAAGGUUUUAUUCAAACUUGGUCUUUUUUUUUUCAUACUAUUUUUUAUCAAUCCUAUCAGUUCUGAUAGUAUUUUAAGCAACUACUUCAUUGUCAAGUUUUGGCUUUUUCAACAUUUUUUUUCCUCUGUCAGUAUCUUCACUGCAGAGCCUAGGGAUUUGGAUUUUCAGAAUUAUCUUAUAAAGGAAAUCCACUUUAAAGUUAAAACACCUUCACUAGGAGCUUCCUAGAGAAAUCAACUCUUCCACAGCAAUUGCAGCAGCUGCCAUUCCGUCCAUCGUUGCACUGAAAUGUCUCCUAAGAUAAAGCGCUGGCACAGAUCAUGGUGUGAAGCCGUCAAAACGCACUCUUCUGGAAAGAUUCAGCCACACUGAAUCAGAGCUCAUUCACUGUGUGGCUAUGACAACAAUAUAACAACAAUGCUGUUAAUAAUAAUAAUAUUAGUAAUAAUAAUUAUAACAAUAAUGAAAGUAUCGGAAUGCAUUGGCAACCUACAAAGCAAAUAAACAGCCAUGUGUUCUUGUUUUUGUUUUUUUACCUGUUGCUUUAAAAAAAAAAAAAAAUGAAUCAAAAAAACUUUAAAAAUUGGCUAUCGGAAUUGGCUGAUUUGGCUUUCAAAAAUCGGUAACCGGAAUUGGCCAUAGAAAUGAAUGAUCGGUGCACCCUUAUCCACAAGUAUUUGGAACGUGACAAGUUUUGUUGUUUUGGCUCUGUAUUCAAAAACAAAAAUUGUUACUGUCCAAAUCCUUAUAGACUGCACUGUCCGUGUGGUUCGGUGAUGAAGGCAAGCUGUGUGGGGUUUUUGUGUGUGUGUGUGUGUGUGUUCUGUGAAGAACUUGACCUAAUAGCCUUUACAUAUACAUAUACACUUCAACCUCAUUGUCAUUGUAUCCUUUCAAACUCAAAGUGCUAGCGUACAGAACCAAAAUAACAAAAAAUGAGUCACUGUCCAAUGAAUUAUGGUGCUCACUGUAUACACAGUGACGACAGAGAGACUUACAUUUAGCAUAAAGUGGUUAAGAAUUAUUAACAAGAACAAUCAUGAAAUGACACUGCCUAAUCUGGAUUUGAAUUCUGUGAGAGGGGUAAGACACUACUUGUUAACAUGUUGUAAGCUGUUCAAUCUAUUGGGGCAUGGUGACUAAAUGCGGUUUUACCCAGUUUACUGGUAACAAGAAGGACCAAUAAAGCCAAGUAAUCCUGUGUAUGUGUAUUGUAAUUGGGUCCCAUUGACCAAAUAACAAAUGUAUUAAACAUAUUCAGUUUUCAGCUUAAUGUCUUUCUGCUGUUACUCUAACUGUUCUGUGCCUGUCUUGUCAUUACUCCUGUUGCCCUAAUGAAUGUUAUGUAUUUAAUGUAUCAUGUAAUGUUAGCAUAUUACACCUCUGAUGGAAAUAAACAGUGCCUGUGAAAUAAAUGGUGCUAU
Molecule: messenger RNA, 3180 nt
Organism: Anguilla rostrata (American eel)
Lineage: Eukaryota; Metazoa; Chordata; Actinopteri; Anguilliformes; Anguillidae
Product: arrestin domain-containing protein 3-like
Exons: 5
Biological process (GO): protein transport
Cellular component (GO): cytoplasm; plasma membrane
Source: RefSeq, a predicted model, not a curated record